Molecule: messenger RNA, 5592 nt
Organism: Ornithorhynchus anatinus (platypus)
Lineage: Eukaryota; Metazoa; Chordata; Mammalia; Monotremata; Ornithorhynchidae
Gene: LTBP4
Product: latent transforming growth factor beta binding protein 4
Molecular function (GO): calcium ion binding
Source: RefSeq, a predicted model, not a curated record
CGCGCCGCGGCUCCUCCGGCCCCAUCGGGCGGCAGAGCAAAGCCAUGGCCCGGCCGCUUGGAGGGCUGCGGCUGCUCCCCCGCCGCCUCCUCCUGCCCGUCCUCCUGCUCUCCCUCGCCGUCCCCCCGCAGCGCGGGGCCGCCCAGCGCCGGGACCGACUGCGGGUGCUCUUCACCCCGGCCGUCUGCCGCCUCCGCUGCGUCGGCGCCCACUGCGCGACGCACUGCGAGCGGGGCAACGCCACUUUCCUGGAGAGCGAGGCGCCGGGCGGGGGAGCGCCCGCCGGGACCGGCUUCCGCGUCUUCCUGUGCCCGCUGCUGUGCCACAACGGAGGGGUCUGUGUGAAGAAGGACCGCUGCCUCUGCCCCCCUAGCUUCACGGGCAAGUUCUGCCACCUGCCGGUCUCCCGCACGCAGCCCGAGGCGCCCCCCGCGCCCCCUCCCCCUGGGGUCACCAAGUCCGUGUACACGCUGCCCCUGGCCAACCACCGCGAGGAGGAGGACGGGGCCGCGUCUAUGGUGAGCGUGCACGUGGAGCAUCCGCAGGAGGCAUCUGUUACCAUCCACCAAGUGGAGCGAGUGAGCGGCUCGGGCCCGAGGGUCAGCGCCAUUGGGGGCGAUCACCUGAACCGGGCCGCCCUCUACACGGUCCUGGCACAGAGCAGCCCGCGGGAGGAGGGCUACAGCGAGACCUCCGGCUUCGGAUACUGCUUCCGCCAGCUGAGGAACGGAGAGUGCGCGUCCCCUCUGUCCGGCCUGCGGACCCAGGAGAUCUGCUGCCGUGGGGCCGGCCUGGCUUGGGGUGUCCACGACUGUCAGCCGUGCUCAGCGCACCAAGGUAGCUCGUCCCUACCGAGGCCUCGGGAUGCUGCCUGCCCCACGGGCUUCGAAAGGAUCAAUGGCUCCUGCGUGGAUGUCGAUGAGUGCCAGGACCCCAGGCGCUGCCAGCACGGCGAAUGUACCAACACCAGGGGCGGCUACACCUGCGUGUGCCGGGAUGGCUACCUGCUGGACUCCUCCCGCAGCAGCUGCAUCUCCCAGCAUGUGAUCUCAGAGGCCAAAGGCCCUUGUUUCCGAAUCCUGCGAGAUGGUGGCUGCUCCCUGCCUAUCCUGCGUAACAUCACCAAACAGAUCUGCUGCUGCAGCCGUGUGGGCAAGGCCUGGGGCCACAGCUGCCAGCUGUGCCCUCCCUUCGGCUCAGAGGGAUUUCGGGAGAUCUGCCCCGCUGGUCCCGGAUACCACUACUCGGCCUCGGACAUACGUUACAACACGCGGCCCUUGGGUCAGGAGCCUCCCCGGGUGCCCGUGAUCCAGUCACGGCCCUCGCCGCCACCGCCCGCCACUUCCGCGCCCCCCGCCAGGCGUCCCACGGCUCACUGGAGUUUCCGGCCCACCCCACGCCCCGAGCAGCGACCCCGGCCCAGACCUCGGCCUCAACCCCAGCCCACUUCCGCGAGCCCCCAGCCCCAGCCCCAGCCCAACGUCCCUGUCCACCCGAUUCCCGAGCGCCCCGGGCCUGCAGGAGGACCCUUGGCAGGAGUAUGUGAGCGCAACCCCCAGAUCUGUGGUCCAGGUCGCUGCGUCCCCCGGCAGGGCGGCUACACCUGCGUGUGCGACCCUGGCUUCUGGCUCAGCACCCAGGGCACACACUGUAUCGAUGUGGACGAAUGCCGUCAAGUGCCUCGGCCCUGUGCCCACGGGCGCUGUGAGAACUCACCCGGCAGCUACCACUGUGUUUGUGCCCCUGGUUUCCGGGCCAGCCGCCAGGGCACCGAGUGCCAAGAUGUGGACGAGUGUGAAGAGGAGCCUUGUCCCAAUGGGCGCUGUGAGAACAAGCCGGGCAGCUACCUCUGCGUGUGCCCAGCUGGGUACCGUGCCGCCCCCCGAGGAGCUGGCUGUGUGGACAUCAACGAGUGCGCCCAGAGUCCGGGGCCCUGCGGCUGGGGUCACUGCGAGAAUCUGGCCGGUACCUUCCGCUGCAUCUGCCCGCCCGGCUUCCGCGUGGCCAGUCCGGGCUCCGAGUGCGAAGACGUGGAUGAGUGCAGCCAGAGCCCUCCGCCCUGUGGCGAAGGGCGCUGUGACAACAGCGGGAGCUACCACUGCGCUUGCCCGGCUGGCUACCGCUCCGACCCGCCUGGCUCUCCCUGCACCGACGUGGACGAGUGUCAGCAAAGCCCCUCGCCCUGUAGCUACGGGCGCUGCGAGAACACGGCCGGCAGCUUCCUCUGUGCCUGCCCCGCCGGGUUCCGAGUCAACGUGCUGGACAGCGAGUGCGAGGAUAUCGACGAGUGUGAAAACCAUCUGGCAUGUCCGGGUCAGGAAUGUGUCAACUCCCCCGGUUCCUUCCAGUGUCUGCCUUGCCCGCCGGGCUACCGGCCCCACCAAGGGCGCUGUGCGGACGUGGACGAAUGUGCCUCUGGCAGCCCCUGCGGCCCCCACGGCCGCUGCACCAACACGGAGGGCUCCUUCCGCUGCAGCUGUGCCUCCGGCUACCGUCGUCCACCCGGCGGCCAGGCCGGGCCUUGUGCGGAUGUGAACGAGUGCCUCGAGGGCGACUACUGCUUCCCCCAUGGCGAGUGUCUCAACACGGAGGGCUCCUUCGCCUGCACCUGCGCCCCUGGCUAUCGAGCCGGCCCCCGCGGAGCCUCAUGCCUAGACGUGGACGAGUGUGGCGCGGGGGGCUUGUGCCAGGGUGGGCUCUGUACCAACACUGACGGCUCCUUCGAAUGUAUCUGUCCCCCGGGCCACCGUGCUGGCCCGGACCUCGCUUCCUGCAUUGACGUGGACGAGUGCCGGGAGGGGGGCGCUGCCCUCUGCGGGACCCAGCGCUGCGAGAACGUGCCCGGCUCUUACCGCUGUGUCCGUGACUGUGACUCUGGCUACCGCGCCGGCCCUCGUGGCAACUGUGAGGACGUGGACGAGUGCAGGGAAUAUGGACCGGCCCUGUGCGGGGCCCAGCACUGUGAGAACACCCCCGGUUCUUACAACUGCAUCCCUGCCUGCGACCCCGGCUACCAGCCAACGCCCGGGGGUGGCUGCCAAGACGUGGACGAGUGCAGGAACCGGACCUUCUGCGGGGCUCACGCCGUGUGCCAGAAUCUCCCUGGCUCCUUCCAGUGCCUCUGUGAUCAGGGCUACGAGGGGGCGCGGGAUGGGCGCCAGUGUGUGGACGUGAACGAGUGUGAGACGCUGCAGGGCGUGUGCGGGGCGGCGUUGUGCGAGAACGUCGAGGGCUCCUUCCUCUGCAUCUGCGCCCGCAGCUCCGACGAGUUCGACCCCAUGACCGGCCGCUGCACUGCCCCCGCGCCCCCGGCCGACCCCGGCCCGGGGAGGGCCGAAGGGGCAAGGGCAGGGGCGGGAGGGUCCUCUGACCCCGUCUCUGUGCUCUCUGGCUCCGUGCCCGCUGGGUCGCUGCCUGCUGGGUCGGUGCCUUCUGGAUCGGUGCCCUCGGGCUCCUCCGUCUCUGGGCAGUCGCCCCCCAGGUGGCCAAGCGGCCCCCGUCCGGGCACGAUUCCCGGAGGCUGGGGAGGGGGCCGGGGCGGGGGCAGCGGCCGGCGGGAGUGUUACUAUGACACUGCAGCGGCCGAGGCCUGUGACAACAUCCUGGCGCGGAACGUCACCUGGAGGGAAUGUUGCUGCACCGUGGGCGAGGGCUGGGGCAGCGGCUGCCAGAUCCAACAGUGCCCGGCGCCGGAGACAGAGGAGUACCAGUCCCUGUGCCCCCACGGACGGGGUUACCUGUCCCCCUCCGGAGACCCGAGCGUCCAGAGAGAUGUGGACGAGUGCUCUCUGUUCGGGGACCAGGUGUGCAAGGGUGGGGUCUGCGUCAACAAGGCCCCCGGCUACUCCUGCUAUUGCCCCAAUGGCUACUACUACCAUAUCCAACGGCUCGAGUGUGUGGAUAACGACGAGUGCGCGGACGAAGAAGAGGCCUGUGAAGGCGGGCGCUGCGUCAAUACGGUGGGCUCCUACCACUGCACCUGCGCGCCCCCGCUCGUGCUGGACGCCUCCCAGCGCCGCUGCGUCUCCAACGACAGCCAGAGUCUAGAGGACGACCUGGCCGUGUGCUGGCAGGAGGUGGGGCCCGAUUUGGUGUGCAGCCGACCGCGCCUGGACAGGCGGGCCACCUACACCGAGUGUUGCUGUCUCUACGGCGAGGCCUGGAGCAUGGAUUGUGCGCUCUGCCCCGCACGAGACUCAGAUGAGUUCGAAGCCCUGUGCAACGUGCUCCGCCCUCCCGCCUACGGGCCCGUGUCUCCGGGCGGCCUGGGGCUCCCGUACCCCGAGUACGGCCCGGAGUUCGGUCCGGCCUAUGGCCUCCCCUACGGGCCCGACCUCUACGCGCCGCCCCGGCCGGGCUACGACCCCUACCCACUGGGCCUGGGCUACGAGCCCCCGCCGCCGCCGGCCGGGCCGGGCCCCUUCGGACGCCGGGAUGCACUGUACAGCUCACCGCCCUUCGAGGCCCCCGACUUCGACGAAGGCUACAGGGAGGGCCGGGGUGCCGAGACCGACGGGCGGGCGCCGGUGCCCGCCUUCCCACCGGUGCCGCCCGACUCCACGGCCCGCUGGCGCUACCGGCCCCGCCACACCGACAGCUCCUUCUCCGACCCGGAGCCCGCCGGGGAGCCCUCCCACGCUGCCCGCUACGAGUCGUUUGAGGGUCUCCAGGCCGAGGAGUGCGGCAUCCUGAACGGCUGCGAGAACGGGCGCUGCAUCCGCGUGCCCGAGGGCUACACCUGCGAUUGCUUCGACGGUUACCGGCUCGACAUGACCCGCAUGGCCUGCGUGGACAUCAACGAGUGCGAGGAGGCGGAGGUGGCGGGCAGACUGUGCCUCAACGGGCGCUGCCUGAACACCGACGGCUCCUACCGCUGCCUCUGCCAUCCGGGCUUCACCCAGUCCCGCCAGCCUCACCAGCCCCAUCUCUGCGUGCCCGCCCGGCCCCGGGCCUGAGCGGGAACUGCGGCCGCCCCCGCCCGGCCUCCGAGCCCUGGCACCUGGCGGCGGGGGGAGCAGGACCCCCAUCGUUCACCUCUUCUCUGGUCUCCCCCUCCCAAGUAUGUGUUGGGGCGGAGCAGGGGAGGCAGAGGACGUCGGGGUGGGGGUCGGGGGGUAUUCAGGGCCACAGCGCCUCGGCCGCUGACCGCAAACCCCAGCUGCCCCUCCGGACCGAACGGCCCGACCCAGUUCUAACCACCUGCCUCUCCUCCCUCUCUGCUUUCAACCCCUCCCGGCCCCGGACCUGGAGAGGCAGAGGUCUGAGGUCCAUAGAAGGGAGUGCAAGGGUGGAGCUGGCUGCCCGCUUUGCCCCCUUGCCCAUCCUAAGCCCAGCCAACCUCCUAGCCACCAGCAACUCCAAAUAUUGUACCCACCCGCCGCCGCUCCUCCCUCCCUCAGCCCCCUCCUCUCCACCCCACCACCAUGCACAGAAAAUCUCCCCCCCACAGCACAUACGCAUCCAACCCCUCCCCCACCACAGCACCAGGAACCCCCAGAGGUGCCCACACCCUGGCCUGCCAUGUAGUGGAACUGUUUACGGUCGGCUGGAGUGGGGCGCGCCCUUUGGUCUCCAAUAAAAGCCCCUUUUCUA